This is a messenger RNA of Neurospora tetrasperma FGSC 2508, 1535 nucleotides long. RefSeq lists its product as uncharacterized. The coding region runs from base 37 to 1242 and encodes 401 amino acids. Lineage: Eukaryota; Fungi; Ascomycota; Sordariomycetes; Sordariales; Sordariaceae. The transcript has 2 exons. Gene Ontology annotation, molecular function: 5-methyltetrahydropteroyltriglutamate-homocysteine S-methyltransferase activity; zinc ion binding. The record is from RefSeq and is a predicted model, not a curated record.
CAAUCACACCCACAACCCCCCAAACACCAAAUCAAGAUGGCUCCCUUCCGCGCCGAACACAUGGGGUCCCUCCUGCGGCCCCAAAACCUUCUCGACGCCCGCGAAGCUAUCCGCGACAAGGGCCUUUCCCCCGAAGAGGCCGGACUCCCCGCCAUUGAAAAGGAGGCGGUUGGCAAUGUCGUCAAACUCCAGCAAGAACUCGGCUUCAAGGCCGUCAACAGCGGCGAGUUCAACCGCACCCGCUUCUGGGGCUUGAUGUGGGACGAGUUCGAAGGGUCCGUCGCUCUGCAGGAAGCCGAGGCCAGCAUGUUUCGCCUUUACCACCCGGACGUCGUCAGCCUGAUCGAGAAGGACCGCAAGGUGAUGCCUGGCGACAGUGUCAUUGCGGGCGCCAAGUUGAGACACAACAGGGAGAAAAGCAAGUCGAACUUGCACGAGUUGAAGCUGGUGCAGCAGUUUACCCCCAAGGAGGAGUGGGCGAACAUCAAGUUGACCAUGAUCACCCCGGCCUGGUUCCACAUGCGCUACAAGCAGGGCAAGGCCUAUGCCGAAGGCGUGUAUGCGAAUGACGAAGAGUACUUUGCCGACGUGGCCAAGGUUUAUCAGGAGGAGCUCAAGAUGCUCUAUGAGGCUGGGUUGAGGAAUGUGCAGUUUGAUGAUCCUGGUUUGGCUUACUUCUGCUCCGAAGAGUUCCGCGCCGGUUACGCUUCCGACCCCGACAACACCGUCUCCAUCGACACUCUCCUUGACUCCUACAUCAAGCUUUACAACGACUCCCUCUCCCUCCUCCCCGCCGACUUCCACACCGGCGUCCACCUCUGCCGCGGAAACUUCAUCGGCGGCCGCCACUUCGCCUCGGGCGCCUACGACGUGAUCGCCCAAAAGCUUUUCCAAGAACUUAACGUCAACACCUUCUACCUCGAGUAUGACACCGCGCGCGCCGGCGGCUUCGAGCCCCUGCAAUACCUUCCCAAGAACAAGAAUGUCGUGUUGGGUGUGGUGAGCACCAAGCUGCGGGAGUUGGAGAGCAAGGAGGAGGUGAAGAGGAGGGUGGAGGAGGCUGCAAGCUGGGUCGCCAAGGGCACCGGAGAGAGCAGGGAGGAGGCGCUGAAGAGAGUGAUGGUCAGCCCCCAGUGCGGCUUCAGUACGCAUGAGAGCGGGUACCCCCUCAGCGAGGACGAUCAGAGGGCGAAGUUGAGGUUGGUGAGGGAGGUUGCGGAUGAGAUCUGGGGGGAGGCCUAAAUCAAGUGCUAUGAGAAGGAGCUGGUUUUCCUUGCCGCAUGUUCAACAAUGGUAUGGGAGAAGGGUUGGCAGGAUUGGAUGGGAAAAAAGCAUAUGGUUGCGAGUGGGCGGUUGGCGUAUGGGAUUGUCGUUUGAUGGCAUGGGUAGCGUGGAGUACUGGAUAUCAACUUCCAGCGUGGCAUAGAUCAAGGGGAUGUUUUUGAUUGGGUUCGUUAUAAUGAAAAGCAUGUUUUUUCCAGAGAUAUUCCUUGUCGAUUGACAAACGAAGGCUAGCCAAGGUCAGUUAUACGUUA